This is a messenger RNA of Cephus cinctus (wheat stem sawfly), 979 nucleotides long. RefSeq names its product low molecular weight phosphotyrosine protein phosphatase. Gene Ontology annotation, biological process: protein dephosphorylation. Bases 386 to 856 code for a protein of 156 amino acids. Gene Ontology annotation, molecular function: acid phosphatase activity; non-membrane spanning protein tyrosine phosphatase activity. NCBI's taxonomy places the organism in Eukaryota, Metazoa, Arthropoda, Insecta, Hymenoptera, Cephidae. Gene Ontology annotation, cellular component: cytoplasm. The transcript is spliced from 5 exons. The record is from RefSeq and is a predicted model, not a curated record.
AACCAAGCCACGUAGUGCAAUUUACAAAACAUUACUAGCGUCAGAAAUGUAUUAUAACCAAGCAACGGAAUGAUUUUGUGCUGAACUUUAUCACGUUACACUGCCUUAGAGAUAACGCUCAUCAACCUUGUUAAUCCGCCAUUUUCUCAUUUCUAUACAGUAUACUUUGAACUGCUGAUUUUGUCAUUAACGUCAUCAGUACUAUAGUACCUGUGAAACUGAUAAACCAUUCGUGAAAUAGAAGAACUGUGAAAACUGAUAAACCAAACUCGUAAACCAACACAUUCGUGAUAUCGUUGUAUUUGUUCUUCAACAUUACUACAUUCUAACCUAAAACGUGUCGUAGAGUUUUCUAUCACCAAAGUUGAGAUAAAAGAUUAAAGCAAUGCCAGAGAAGAGAGUGCUCAUGAUUUGUUUAGGAAAUAUAUGUCGUUCUCCUAUUGCUGAGGCUGUGUUUAGUAAUCUAAUACAAGAAAAGGGUUUAAAUGAUUUAUGGUAUGUAGAAAGUGCUGCACUGAUCGGAUAUCAUACAGGAAAAAAUCCGGAUCAUAGAGCUAUGACCACUCUUAGGGAAAAAGGAAUAACUAAUUAUUCUCAUAAAGCCAGACCGAUUAAAAAAGAUGAUUUUGAAAAAUUUGACUGGAUUUUUGGGAUGGACAAUGAUAACAUUAGUGAAUUAAACAGAUUGAAACCUCAAAACUGUAGUGCAAAGAUAGAAUUGCUUGGUCAAUAUGAUCCAAAUGGUGAAAUCAUUAUUAGGGAUCCAUAUUAUGACAGUGGCAAAGCAGGAUUUGAAAAAGUACAUGAGCAGUGUGUGAGAAGUAUUGAAGCUUUUUUAGAAAAAUACAAAGAUUAACUGGUACGAUUGGGCAAGAAGAUAGAUUUGUUUAUAAAAUCUCUUAUGAAAGAAAAACGUAAUGAUGAAUAUAUUAAUUUCCAAUGUACUUGAAGAAAAUUAAAUAAAAAAUGCAUUUUUUUC